AUGAGUCCUGCGGCGCGCACCCUUCCCGCCAAGGCGAACCCUCUGAUGACCGACGCGGAACAUCAGGUCCCAUACACGGAGCUGGUCUCGCGUCGCCGCCUCGGCCGCACCAAGCUGACCUCUAAGAUGGUGGAUGCCAACGAGGAGGGCGACUGGUCGAACACUCUCGGGGCCGCGUUCGACUACGCGCACUUGCGCGCCCCUCUACCCAAGGGCAUCGUUUCUGGCAUAUUCAAGUCGAGCCCGAACAGCUACUUCCUCAUGCGUCGAAGCGCUGACGGUUACGUGUCCGCUACCGGGAUGUUCAAGGCUACGUUCCCCUACGCGGAGGUUGCAGACGAGGAAGCGGAGCGCAAAUACAUCAAGUCGCUGCCUACCACCAGCCCAGAGGAGACAGCCGGUAACAUUUGGAUUCCAGAGGAGCAAGCCCUUGAGCUGGCGGCAGAGUACAACAUCACCCCUUGGAUCCAGGCUCUUCUGGACAACACCCCCAUCACUACUGCUGGCAGCAACGGCGAGUCGCCGGCUAAGAUGGCCAUGCCGCCUCGAUUCGAGUCCUCCAAGCCGUCGCUCGUGCCUCCCACGCCCAGCAGGUCUUCGAGGUCGCGUCGCUCCGUGAGCCCCACCAAGAGCGUAUCCAAGCGCUCGACUGCGUCCCCACGCAAGCGUAGCACAAAGGCCAAGGCCCAUAUCAUCGAAGUCUCUAAGGAGGAAGACGAUGAGAGCCGAGUCAAUGGCAGCGAUGUCGUCCUGAAGACGACCGAAUUCGAACCUCAAGUCGUGCUCGAGCCCCGCGAGGAGGACCCCAAGGUUUCGGUCGAAGUUAAGGAAGAGAUCACCAAGGGUCGCAAGGGUGCCGAGUCCAAGCUUAUCAGCACCGAAGUCGACAUCCCCUUGCCUAAUGUUGGCAAGCCGCCAAGCGCGGAAGAGAUUGCCGAUAUGAUCAACUCGGCUAAGGAGAUGGUUCAAGCGCAUAAGGAGCCCGCAGAUCAGGUGUCGACGGAGGAGUCCGAAGAGAAGAAGUCGAGCAAGAAGAGCAAGCGCAAGGCGCAAGAUAUCUCCCUUGGCGAUAAGGAGGACGAGAAGAAGGACGCAGAGGAGCUCGCUAUCGAGCCGCGGUCGAAGAAGGCUAAGACGGCAACCGAGUUGAAAGCAGAGAAGGCCAAGAACCGCGCCCUCUUGGGUAUUGCUGGUACUCUGAUGGUUGGCCUUAAAGCUACGCAAAAGACUACCGCCGAGGUCGUCGCCCUCACGGGCAUGCCGAAGAACACAAUCAAUGAUAUUUUUGCCCGAGCUAUCGCGAGAGGCUUCGACCCUGCUGUCCGGCCGAUCGUCCUCACAGACUCCCUCCUCGCCGAUGCUCAUCGAUGUGGCCGCCCGUCUAAGCAGGCUCUUGCUCGAGAAGAGGUUAAUAAUCUUGUACGCCGCGAUCGCUAUAGAAGGGAGAAAACGUGCGCUGAUAUCGCCGGCGAUCUUAGCCACAUUGGCAUCGAUAUCUCGGAACGGACGGUCCUUCGAAUACUACGGGAGGCUGGCUUCCGAAAGACGGAGCCGACGAGGAAGCCUGGUCUGACGUAG
Emericellopsis cladophorae is the source of this 1578-nucleotide messenger RNA. RefSeq lists its product as uncharacterized. Bases 1 to 1578 code for a protein of 525 amino acids. The transcript has 3 exons. Gene Ontology annotation, cellular component: nuclear membrane complex Bqt3-Bqt4. Gene Ontology annotation, molecular function: DNA binding. The record is from RefSeq and is a predicted model, not a curated record. NCBI's taxonomy places the organism in Eukaryota, Fungi, Ascomycota, Sordariomycetes, Hypocreales, Bionectriaceae. Gene Ontology annotation, biological process: meiotic attachment of telomere to nuclear envelope; DNA transposition; mitotic telomere tethering at nuclear periphery.